AUGCGGUUGUUGGAAAGGAGGAGUAUUUUUUACGCCACCGUACCUGUGACCUAUUCUGUAGACACAUAUUUUAUUGAGACCUGGGAAACAGGGGGCUACGAUCGAGUGAAGAGCGCAUUUAAGGGGAUCAACCUCUUUUCUAGGGACCUGAUUCUGUUCUCCUUACACCUAAGGGACUAUGAGGGAGGUCACUGGGCACUUAUAGCCGUGAAACCAAAACUCAACCUCAUCAGGUCACUCGACUCGUUGGGACAUCCCCGGACUAAAGAGAUGCGAGUGAUCCUCGAGUUUAUGGAAAGGAAUGCAGCAGAAAGGAAAGUACUAUUUGACAGGGACGUUUGGAUAAUAUGUAACACCCCAGACGAGUGCCCCAAACAACUGAACGCUACGGACUGUGGAGCGUUCGUAUGCGCCUACGCUGAACUCUUGUCAGCGGGGGACACGCCGUCGGGGAAAACCGAAAAACCCCCUGAAAACGCGAAAAGACGUAGCUUGGGCGCUUAG
This is a messenger RNA of Homalodisca vitripennis (glassy-winged sharpshooter), 504 nucleotides long. RefSeq names its product sentrin-specific protease 1-like. The record is from RefSeq and is a predicted model, not a curated record. Gene Ontology annotation, biological process: protein desumoylation. Gene Ontology annotation, molecular function: deSUMOylase activity. Bases 1 to 504 code for a protein of 167 amino acids. The transcript has a single exon. Gene Ontology annotation, cellular component: nucleus. NCBI's taxonomy places the organism in Eukaryota, Metazoa, Arthropoda, Insecta, Hemiptera, Cicadellidae.